AUGCAGGGAUUCAGACUCGUUGUGUUCUUGUUGUUGACAGUGACCGUUGUAGCAACAUCAGACGCGGAAGAGACGCGUGAUGACUUGAAGUCAAUAAUUUCUUUGUUUCUCGUAGGAAAGCAAAGGCUGCAAAAACAGUUGCUGUUCAGCAUUCACGGUCUUCCUGGAGCUGCUGGCGCUCAUGGUGCUCCUGGCGCUCCUGGUAAUCGUGGCGAUCAUGGAGGUCCUGGUCCUGAAGGACAAAGAGGAGAAAAAGGUGAUAAAGGGACAACCGGAAAAGUUGGUCCAAAAGGUGUCACAGGUGAGACCGGAGUUAGGGGUCCGACCGGACCGAGGGGGGCACCAGGCGUUUUCCGUUCAAACGUGUGCUCUAAUGACAGAGAGGGUAUGAUGAGGUACAAUAAACAAGUAAAGGAGGUAUUCUGUGAUGCUAAUAAAGGUUGGACUCUAAUCAUGAAAAUAGACGGAAAUCAACAAACCUUUAACUAUAGAAGCAGUCUAUGGUCAAACAAGGAAACACUUCAACCAACGAAUUUAGAUUUGGAUGACAAAGAAGCAAAACUGGCUUCGUAUUGGACACUACCAUUUACUGAACUUCGUUUGGGAAUGAAAGUAGAUGGAACAAUCAGAUGGAUCACCCUCAGCUACAGCGCAUCAUCUCUCUACAGCGUUAUUGCUGAUGGAAAGUACAGAAGUACGACUAUUGGCGAGAAUAAGUGGAGAAGUCUACUGCCAACGUCAUCUCUGCAGGACAACUGCAAUAGGGAAGGAUUCAACACGAGAGCCACUCACCCACACAACAUCUUAAAUCAUGCUAGAGCUCGUUUGGGAUUUCUUGCUAACGGUGAGAACGAUUGUUAUACACCAGAUUCUUUUCUUGGCUUUGGAACAGAGUGCAGGAGCAACAGAAACAGUGCUGGAAACUACCAUGGACACGUAAAUACUAAAACAAUUGCCUAUAUCAUGGCACGAUGAGACGCUGCACUACGUAAAUGCAUGAUAGCAUUAAUUAAGAUGAUUUUCUCCAAGUAUGAUAUCCACCACAUUGUUUUAGUAGGUCAACUAGUCUACACUAUAUGCUUAAUUACAUUACAACAUAAACCAACGA
Corticium candelabrum is the source of this 1108-nucleotide messenger RNA. Its product is annotated as mannose-binding protein C-like. NCBI's taxonomy places the organism in Eukaryota, Metazoa, Porifera, Homoscleromorpha, Homosclerophorida, Plakinidae. The transcript has 7 exons. The record is from RefSeq and is a predicted model, not a curated record. Bases 1 to 975 code for a protein of 324 amino acids.